This is a messenger RNA of Gordionus sp. m RMFG-2023, 1360 nucleotides long. Its product is annotated as leucine-rich repeat and WD repeat-containing protein 1-like. Lineage: Eukaryota; Metazoa; Nematomorpha; Gordioida; Chordodea; Parachordodidae. The record is from RefSeq and is a predicted model, not a curated record. Gene Ontology annotation, biological process: chromatin organization; establishment of protein localization to chromatin. The coding region runs from base 26 to 1312 and encodes 428 amino acids. Gene Ontology annotation, molecular function: protein binding; chromatin binding. Gene Ontology annotation, cellular component: nuclear origin of replication recognition complex. The transcript has 10 exons.
UUUCAUCUCAUUUAAACAUGUGAAAAUGAUCUUACCUCAUUAUAAACUUAGGCAUCUUAUAAGGUGUCAUUCCUAUCAAAAUGAUCCUGAAGAUGAUUAUUCUCAGAUAUGGGAUAUUAAAUUUGAGCCAGAUAUUGAAGAUAUAGAUAAAACAACAUCUAAAUGCGCAAUUGUUGGUCAAGAUUAUUUAAAUAUUGUUGACUGUGAAAAUGGUAAUAUUGAUAUGAAAUUUAAAUGUCCGAAGAGAAACGAUAAAGAUGAAGAAUUAUAUACUCUCUGCUGGUCAACUGUUCAAUAUAAGGAAAAUAUGACACAAUAUACUAAUAUACUGGCAAUGGCAGGUAAACUUAGAAGUAUUUAUUUAAUCCAGCCAUCUCAAUUAUCAUGGUAUGAAAACCUAAGAGGGCAUAAGGGUCCAAUAAAGGCUCUCACUUUUCAUCCUAUCAAACAUAAUUGGCUUUUCAGUGGUGACAUGUUGGGUCAGAUCAUAGUGUGGGAUAUUGCCAUCCCAACUAUACUUAAACCUCGUUUAAAAAGUAGGAAAAUAGGCGAAUUCAAAACUCCAGUUGGGGACAUAUUACAAAUGUGUGUAUCUUCCAGUACCGAUACUCUUGUCGUAGCCACACAAAAAGGAUUAUAUUUUUGGAGCGACCUGUCUGAUGAUAGAAAAAUUUUAACUUCUAAUCUCACACCCACCCGUAUUAUUCUUCCCUUUUCGCUCGACCCUAUGUCCGAUGAUGUAUUAGAGAUCGUGGACGGAUUAUGCUUGGUUUCGAAAGAACUUAUAGCUUCCAGAAGUUCUACAGAUAGAAAUAUAUAUAUUUGGAAUUUACAUUCACUGGGAAACGGGAAAUCGCACUUGGAUCAUUUUGCGGAAGAUAAAGUAAAGCCAGCCAUUGUAGCGAUCAUCGAAGGACCGAACACUAAAGAAUAUUUUAUGAAAAUGUCAUCUUCCUACAAUUCUAUGGUACCUAACGAAUUACCUAUUUACCUUAUAACUGGAGAUGAUUUAGGCAAUAUAUGGAUUUAUGAUGUGACAAAAGUAGUACGCGAAUAUACGACAUCACUCAAAAAUGGGCCUAAUCUUUUUUCUACGCCCAUUAAUACAAUAGUUGUUUCGGAAACAUUAAAAUGGAAUAUGGAUUUAGAAGUAAACUGCUUAAAUAAAGGUAAACUCGAUAAUCACAAAAUUUUGCCUAACUGGAAAAAUUUAUCAAAAAUUGUUAAUUGUGUUAGUUCUUCUUCAGAUUUGAAAUAUAUAACUGGAGGGAUGAAUAAUAAUAUUCUUACAAUAUGGCAAAAUGACGACUGAUAUAUAUUAUUUUUAUUUAUCUCUAAUAUUUUAUAGUAUAUAUAAUUG